Molecule: messenger RNA, 651 nt
Organism: Closterium sp. Naga37s-1
Lineage: Eukaryota; Viridiplantae; Streptophyta; Zygnematophyceae; Desmidiales; Closteriaceae
Source: the annotation of a GenBank genome assembly
AUGGUAACCAGCUACCAAUUCCAGUUCCUGCUGCGCUUCCUUGCUGACGUGCUGGAACAACUGAACGUGCUCAACAAGACGUUCCAGCAUCGACAGAUUGACCUGGCGGCAGUUCAAGGCCAGAUUCGUCGCACGGCAACCCACAUCAACACGCGUUAUGUGGAUUGUGGCGACAACUUUGGAGGCGGCCAGAGCGAGAAUCUGUCGCCCUUCAUUGCUGGCUUUGUCGCCCGUCACAGCCCCCCUCUAGCAUCCAGUCGCGCGCCUACCGUCGCGCCAUACUGCCACGCUCUUCCGCGCGCCCCACGGUGCCUCGCUGUGCGCCUGCCGCGGCCGCCAAGCACCUACUACGCAGUUGCCGCGUGCCAUGCCGCGCGCCCUGCCGCACCUCCCGCGCACCUGCCAUGUGCCCUGCCGCGCCCUGCCGCGCCUUGCUGCGAGCCUACCGCGCGCCCUGCCGCACGCCCACCAUCGCGCCAUGAUGUCGCGUUUAUCGUGUGCCCUGCCAUCGCACCUGCCGCGCACCUGCCGCGAGCCUGCCGGCCGCGCCUGCAGCUGCGUUUGCCGACCGUGCCUACCGCGCGCCUGUCGCCGUGCCUGCAGCUGCUGCCCGCCGCCGCGCCUUUAGGGCAUGUUCCUACGGCCUCUUAG